This is a messenger RNA of Zootermopsis nevadensis, 737 nucleotides long. Its product is annotated as alpha-ketoglutarate dehydrogenase component 4. Gene Ontology annotation, biological process: 2-oxoglutarate metabolic process. NCBI's taxonomy places the organism in Eukaryota, Metazoa, Arthropoda, Insecta, Blattodea, Termopsidae. The record is from RefSeq and is a predicted model, not a curated record.
UUGGAUCACAGCACAGAUGAAGAGAUGAAAAUGUUGUAGUAAAGUAUUUAAGACUGAAAGCAUAAAAUUUAUGUGCGGAUAAUAGAGGAGAUUGCGUUUAAAUUCCAUUCAGUCAAAUGAUUUCUUACUUAUAAGUGUUAUAAAUGGCUGGUAUUUCUGUUGCAAGAUCAUGGCAAGUUAUCAGACCACAUGUACCAAUGAUAAAAUUCAGGAAAGGAGGUCGCUUAGUUGCAGGCUCAGAAGGCACUGUGACCCCAACACCACAACAUGCCACAGGAUCAGCUGGGGCAGGAAAGAAGACCAACAUUGCUUCAAGACCUGUAAUUGAAGACUAUCAACUCCCACUCCGGUAUCGCAGACAGCCAAUUGAUGAAAAGGAAAUUGCCUAUAUUAAUAGAGGUGGACCAGAGUGAUACCGACAGUCUGCGUGAGAAGACUGUAAAACAGCACUAACCAGUUCUGAUUAGUUUUGGAUAAUUAGACUUCAUUUGUUGUUCAGUUAGUUUGUUGUGCAGAAUGUGGAACAUAUUUAUAUACUGCAGGUCAUGAAAAAUUUAUUUAAUAGUAAUUGUUAAUCUUCAUUAUAUAUAAAUUAAUUAAUUUUUGUGUUAUGGAAAAAGUUCAAUAUUUAGUAUGUAGUUAAAAUUGUUCUCAAGUUGUUGGUACCCUAUAUUAACCUGUUUAAGGCAUUGUGUCUGUAAUCAAGUGAAUAAAAUUGGAACGUUGUGAAGCAGCAA